AUGGCGGCGGCCGGAGCCGUGACGACGGCGGCGGCCAGUUACAUUCCCCGAACCCGCGAUUCGUUCCUCUAUUUUCUCUCCAGAGCGGUUACUCUCUCUCAACUUACCCAGCUCCACGCGCAGCUCCUCCACCACGGCUUCCGAAGCGACAUUGCUACAACGACCAAGCUCACUAACCGCCUCUUCGAUUUCAGCGCCGUCCACCAUGCUCGCUCUCUCUACUUCAGCUUCCCCGAACCCGACAGGUUUCUGUGCAACGUUCUCGUCAAAGGAUUGGCGAGCAACGAGUCUCCGAGAUCCGCGAUUUCGGCGUUCAAACGUUUGAGGGAGGAAAAAAGUAUCGAUCUUGGACCUGAUAACUUCACAUACGCUUUCGUUAUUCCGGCGGCGGCGAGUCUCGGGGAUGUGAAGGUUGGAUUAUCGUUGCACGGGCAGGUGAUAGUUGGUGGGUUUGGUUCGGAUUUGUUUAUUGGGUCUGCAUUUAUUGAUUUUUACUUUAAACUUGGGCGAGAUGAUAUGGCGAGGAAGGUGUUCGAUGAAUUGCCUGAGAGAGAUGCAGUUCUGUGCAACACGAUGGUAUCAGGGUUGGGGAGGUGCUCUCGUUUUGAGGAGUCCAUAGGGAUUUUCAGGCGGAUGGUUUCUGGUGAUGGGCCUAAGGUUGACUGCACUACAGUGAUAUCAGUUCUACCUGCUGCUGCAGAGUUGCAGGAUUUGAGAUUGGGGAUGGAGGUUCAUUGUCUGGCAAUAAAGUUUGGCUUUUAUUCUCAUGUCUCUGUACUUACUGGCCUGGUUUCUUUGUACUCAAAAUGCGGGGAUAUUGGAUCAGCAAAGCUGUUAUUCGGGCAGAUUGGUAGGAGAGAUUUGAUAUCCUGUAAUGCUAUGAUUGCAGGGUUUACUUGCAACGAUGACAUUGAGUCUUCAUUGAAAUUGUUUAGAGAAUUGCUCCAGACAGGAGAGAAAGUUAAUCCAAGCACUAUAGUGGGAUUGAUUCCUGUCCAUUCUCCAUUUGGCCAUUUGCUUCUUACUAAUUGCAUUCAUGGUUUCAGCAUCAAAUCAGGCAUGGUCUCCCGCCCGUCUGUUUCAACUGCACUGACCACAAUCUAUAGCAGAUUAAACGAGAUGGAUUCUGCUCGAAGAACUUUCGACGAAUCGUCAGAUAAAACUUUAGCUUCUUGGAAUGCAAUGAUAUCAGGUUAUGCGCAGAACGGUUUAACAGAAGCAGCAGUUUCUCUCUUCCAGGAGAUGCAAAUGUCUAACAUCAGUCCCAACCCUGUCACUAUCACAAGUAUUCUCUCGGCUUGCGCCCAGCUUGGGGCAUUGAGUCUCGGCCAGUGGGUUCAUGGUUUGAUUAAGAGCAACAAAUUUGACUCCAACAUCUAUGUCUCAACUGCUCUAAUCGACAUGUAUGCAAAGUGUGGCAGCAUUGUGGAGGCUCGGAGGUUAUUUGACUCGAUCCCAAAUAAAAACAAUGUGACUUGGAACGCAAUGAUUUCUGGGUAUGGCCUCCAUGGACAUGGGCAGGAAGCACUGAAGCUUUUCCAUGAGAUGGUGAGCUCUGGUACUCCAUUAACCCGGAUAACUUUCCUCUCCAUACUAUACGCCUGCAGUCAUUCCGGCUUAGUGAAAGAAGGAGAAGAGAUUUUCAAGUCAAUGACACGUGACCAUGGAUUUGAACCGAUAUCAGAGCAUUAUGCUUGUGUGGUUGACAUUCUCGGACGAGCUGGAAAGUUGAAGGAAGCUUUGGAAUUCAUAGAGGGGAUUCCAGGGGACCCUGGAACUCCUAUAUGGUCAACAUUGCUCGGUGCUUGCAUGGUCCAUAAAGAUACUAAUGUAGCUCGUAUAGCUUCUGAGAAACUCUUUGAGUUGGAUCCGGGAAAUAUGGGGUACUACGUUCUGAUGUCAAAUAUAUACUCAUCCGAUAAGAACUUCCCAGGAGCUGCAUUUGUAAGACAAGUAGCUAAGAAGAGGAAGCUCUCUAAGACUCCAGGAUGUACUCUGAUUGAGAUACAUCAGAAACCUCAUGUAUUCAAGGCGGGUGACUGGUCUCAUCCACAAUCGAGAGCUAUAUAUGCAGAGCUGGAGAGAUUGAAUGGGAAGAUGAAGGAAGCAGGGUAUCAGGCAGAGACUAUGGCUUCAUUGCAUGAUGUGGAGGAGGAAGAGAAGGAGUUGAUGGUGAAGGUUCAUAGUGAGAAGCUAGCCAUUGCUUUUGGUCUAAUAUCCACUGAGCCUGGAACUGAGAUAAGGAUCUUCAAGAACCUCCGCAUUUGUCUGGACUGCCAUACUGCGUCAAAGUACAUAUCUAAGGUUAGUCAGAGAGUUAUUGUGGCAAGGGAUGCCAAUCGAUUCCAUCGUUUCGAGGAUGGUGUGUGUUCUUGUGGAGACUACUGGUGA
This is a messenger RNA of Linum tenue, 2391 nucleotides long. Lineage: Eukaryota; Viridiplantae; Streptophyta; Magnoliopsida; Malpighiales; Linaceae. The record is from the annotation of a GenBank genome assembly.